This is a messenger RNA of Closterium sp. NIES-65, 933 nucleotides long. NCBI's taxonomy places the organism in Eukaryota, Viridiplantae, Streptophyta, Zygnematophyceae, Desmidiales, Closteriaceae. The record is from the annotation of a GenBank genome assembly.
AUGGAGGACAUCACAGCGGUCUUACCGCACAGCAAGAAGGAGCCAAAGGUGGACUUAGCACUGCUAGUGGUGCCUUCCCACGCAUGGAAUGGUCAUGUGCCCCUCUCUCACUCUUUAUCGUUUUCCUGCCUGCUUUCUUCUCCCAGGUACCGCCAUCUAAUGGAGGACAUCACGGCGCUGUUGCCGCACAGCAAGAAGGAGCCCAAGGUGGACGUGGCUCGCGGCCGUCAGCUCAACGAGGCUCUUUCUGAGCUCAUGGACUUACGGGGCUGCUCCCUGUGCCUCUUCUUCGAGAUGCGCAAGCAGAGAGACCUAUACCUGUGGCUAAGCAAGGGGCCCUCGGGUCCUUCCGUGAAGUUUCUCGUCAGUGCAGUGCACACAAUGGAGGAGCUCAAGCUAACGGGCAACCACCUCAAGGGCUCGCGUCCCUUCCUCACCUUCUCGCCCUCGUUCGACCGCCUGCCCUUCCUCUCCGUUCUCAAGGAGCUCUUUAUCCAGACGUUUGCAACCCCCAAGGGGCACCGCAAGGCGAAGCCAUUCUACGAUCAUGUGCUCACAUUCACCUACCUGGAUGGCCGCAUCUGGUUCAGAAACUACCAAAUAUGCAUUCCUGGAGCAGAGGGGGCAGCGAGAAUCGAUGACAUCACGAUGGAGAAGAUGUCGCUGGUGGAGGUGGGGCCUCGCUUCUGUUUAAAUCCCAUUCGUGUGUUCUCUGGCACAUUCGGUGGGCCCACUCUUUAUGAGAAUCCAAGUUACAUUUCACCAAAUAAGAUCCGUAUCAAUGAGAAGAAGAAGCACGGGGAGGAGUAUCGGGAGAAGGUGCACGAGAGGCACUCUAGGGAGACAUACAAGGUGGUGAAUGCUCUUCCUGUGGAAGAUUUGGCUCACGUCUGGGAUGGGAAGGAGGAUGGGGAGGAGGAUGGAGAGGAGUGA